Molecule: messenger RNA, 436 nt
Organism: Gadus macrocephalus (Pacific cod)
Lineage: Eukaryota; Metazoa; Chordata; Actinopteri; Gadiformes; Gadidae
Product: cadherin-4-like
Exons: 2
Coding region: 71-421 (116 amino acids)
Biological process (GO): adherens junction organization; cell-cell junction assembly; multicellular organism development
Cellular component (GO): adherens junction; plasma membrane; catenin complex
Molecular function (GO): calcium ion binding; cadherin binding
Source: RefSeq, a predicted model, not a curated record
UGUGUGUGUGUGUGUGCAGAUCCGCUCGGACCAGGACAGGGACAUCUCAAUCCGGUACAGCAUUACCGGGAUGGGGGCCGACCAGCCCCCCAACGAGGUGUUCAACAUCGACCCCGUGGCGGGCAAGAUGUACGUCACCAAGCCCCUGGACCGCGAGAUGCGCUCCUCCUACCACCUAAGAGCGCAUGCGGUGGACAUGAACGGCAACCAGGUGGAGAACCCGAUUGACCUGUACAUCUACGUCAUCGACAUGAACGACAACCGGCCCGAGUUCAGGAACCAGGUCUACAACGGCUCGGUGGACGAGGGCUCGAAGCCAGGUGCCACUGACCGCUAUAGCCUCCAUUUUCACUCUGGGUUGCACAAGGGAGUCUGGAGGAAGACCUUAAUAGUUUUGGCGGGACAAUCGGCUGGCGCUUGAGCUGCGAUUGGCCGG